This is a messenger RNA of Columba livia (rock pigeon), 3089 nucleotides long. RefSeq names its product coiled-coil domain containing 83 (gene CCDC83). The transcript has 13 exons. The record is from RefSeq and is a predicted model, not a curated record. Lineage: Eukaryota; Metazoa; Chordata; Aves; Columbiformes; Columbidae. The coding region runs from base 1373 to 2707 and encodes 444 amino acids.
GUCUCCAGAGGUCCAUUCCAACCCCAACCCUUCUAUGUAAUGUCAGUGUAUUUAUUGGUUGAGAAAGUGCUGGCAGUGAUAGUGGAGGUCUGUCAAGUGUUACGCCUUGUGAUUUAUCUUUUUGGGAGAAGAAAUAAAUCUUGCCCUCUGCAAAUGUUUUCCUGCUGGUUUGAAAUCUGCAGUCAAUUCUCAGUGCCCAUAAAUACGUUACCUUCUCUCUCCUGUGUGUGUAUUUUCUAUAGUUUGCAAAAUCCAGCAAAUGUGUUAUUAUAGUAUGUUUUUUUACCUUGUUGUACAGCUUGGAGGCUUUCUUGUGGCUCCCUACACAGGAAGACUUUAAUGAAUAUAUCACUGGAGCUUACCUGGGGCUGGAGUUCCAAGAAAUUCCCAAAACCUUUCAGAGUACUGUUGCACAAAACGUUCCAUUUUUAAGCAAGGGAUUUCAUUAUCCAUUUAGUGCAAGGGACAGAAAUAAUUAAAAAAAUAAAAUAAUUAGGGAUUGCUGCAGUGAUCUUCCAUUUCUGAGGAAGAUCAGUAAAAUAAAUGCUCAAGUGAGUGGAAUUAAUACCAUCCCAGCUAAUUCUGCACCGAGGAAGGAUGGUAGAUGCUUUUUUACAUUAAAAAAAAAUAUAAAAUCUAUCCUGCACUUGUUAAUUUGGGUUGGAAAUUUCAAAGAGUUCUAGGGGAGCUAAGUACGUAACUUCCUGUCUCCGUGGGAUUUUUUCUGAAUUCACAUGGUCCUUUCUUUAAAACUCAGUCUUACAACAGUCAUUUGUUUAGGAUUUUUUAAAGUUUCAUGAAAAAUAUUGUGCUUGAUAAACCGAAGCAUAACUUCAACAGGUAUCUGCAAGGGUUCUGUGUGAAUAUUAAGGACUUAAUGUGGCUUCAGACUCAAGUGGAUGCUCAGGCACCAAAGGAUUUUUUUCUUGGGUGGUAAACACCAGUAAGGUUUAGUGCAGUCAUGUGGUGACACUGUGACAUGGGCGUGACUUACUGAAGUUCUGCAGUAGAAGUAUUUUACUAAUGUGUAGCAACUAUUAACGCUUUGAUCUGGGAGACUUCAAAAGUUUAAUACAUUGCUGGUGGGAGUCAGAAUUUUCCAGGCUUUCACGGAUGCAAUUAGCUGUAUCUGCAACAUAAAUAAUCAGGUGAUGCAAAGACGGUGAUUGACAGCUCUAGAUAAUUGUGCCUAUGAGAGUGAACUUUUCUCCAGAAGCAGAACAGACAAGAUCUUCACAAGCAGGUUUCCAACAGAGUGGGAGUAAAAUUCUUCUGGAAAAAAACAUUAUGAAAAAGAUAUUCCAAGGUCUAAGGAGCUGCGUGGGGACAUAGACUCCAAGAUCUAACUUGUAGCCUAAGUACACCAAUAAGCAUGGAAGAGAAUAAGAAAGAAGAGAAACCAGAAGAGCAACUUACAGAACCUGAAUCAGCUUUCCCCGAAGUCUUACUAGAAUACCAAAUUGAGAAUAAAGAAGCCGCAAUUUAUCAGGCUUUGCUUGAUCUGGAAGAAGUGAGAAAAAAGAACAAAGAAUAUCAUGAAAGAAAUGACCUUCUAAAGGAAAAACAGCAGGCACAGAUCAGGCGUAUACUAAGACACCUAGAAGAAGAAGAGAAAAAAAGAGAGGAAAAGGAGGUUGUAACUAGGGAUGAUGUGGAAGAGUCACUGAAAGCAACAUGGCAGUAUGUUAGGGACGAAGAACAACUUCUGAAAGAUCUGCAGUCCCAGAUUGAAGAAACCGACCAAAGAACGUCAGAAAAGCAAAGCGAGAGGGAUUAUUGGUUGGAGUACAUAAAUGUAGGAAGUAAAAUAGAGGCCAAGGAGAUUAUGAAUCUGGAAAAAGACAUUGAGGAUGUCAAAGAUGACCUUCGCAGGAAUACAGAAUAUUAUUGCAAUACUUUGCAAGCUGUGGAAGAAGAACAUGUCAGACUGAUUGAGGAGCACAUGAAGUUGAGCAAGGAACAGACCCCUGAGAACAUUGUGAAAUACUUAGACAGAAACACCUGCAAAGAAUUUCAAGAGAAUGAAUGGCUGAAAGAAGAGGUUAAGAUUUAUCAAAAGGAAGUAAGUGAUUUGAAAGCCUCUAUUCAGCUCCUGGAAGAAGAAAAUAUUGGGUUAGUGACAAAACUGAUCGAUGCCAAACUUCAGAUAGUACCCAGGCAUUUGUUUCUUAUCCAGGCAGCUGGCUUGCAAGAGGGAUUUCCUAAGGACGAAAUGAAGGAAAUAGAGUAUAGAGAAUAUGCAGCAGAAGCAGAUGGAGACGAAAGCCUCAGAAGCACCACAGUCCCCUGUCAGAAAAAUAAGACCUUUGCAAAGAUUCAGUCUGAAACGGAGAAGCCUGAAGACAGUGAUGAGGAGCUGAAGAAGAUUUCCACUCCAACUUCUGAUAGCUUAUUGUCUGAAGAUGAAAAAGAUUUCCAGGAAUACUUAGAACUGGAGACAAACCUCCUGUGUGUGGUUGGAAAGGCCAUGCCUAUUCACGAACAACCAGAAGAAAUGCCAAGCACGAGCCACACAGAAGACGGCGUUACUGGUAAAUCAGACAGGCACAUCACAGCUCGGAUGAUCAGGGCCUUAUCAGAAGAAAAGUGUCUCAUCUCGUACUUCAGUGCAAACGCUUCCUAUUUUUCAAGCGAGCUCAGAUACUCGUGCCCAGCAGGUGUCUCAUGGAGUUGCAGAGGAGUUGAGCUGCUCUUGGGGCUCCACUGAUUACAGCUCCCCAGAAACCGGGCUCACAGCAGACAUGGAAAGAUUCCACCGCUUUAAGAGUUUCCUCACAAUCGAGUCACUGAUCACCGGUGCGUACUCGCACUUCAUUCCCAUUGCAAAAAACAUCGUCUGAAGGGAUAUUUCCUUUGGAAAUACUGAAUGGCUGCCAGCCUACACAUGAUGGGAACGUGUUUAUGGGAACUGCUCGCAGAAGUGCCCAGAGUGUAAAUGCUGCCAUUGCACAGGUAAAUUUUACACGUUAAUGUCUAUUUUCAGAAACCACGUGGGGAGGAGCGGUUCUUUCAGGAUCAACACUAUCUGGGUUCAAAUCGUUACCUCCCACCUGAAACCCCCAUUCCCUAAUGGGGCACUCAGGUCCAGU